Molecule: messenger RNA, 5601 nt
Organism: Haplochromis burtoni (Burton's mouthbrooder)
Lineage: Eukaryota; Metazoa; Chordata; Actinopteri; Cichliformes; Cichlidae
Gene: soul4
Product: heme-binding protein soul4
Exons: 6
Coding region: 163-909 (248 amino acids)
Source: RefSeq, a predicted model, not a curated record
AUUUCCGGUGCCGUCGUCGUGAAGCAGCUAGGCUGCCGAAAGCGGAAAAGAAGAAACUGUUUGUUGUUCUGUUUCACAGACGCGUCGAUAUCUGUGGUCUCACCUGGCGGACAGGAGUCGCAUCCCACCUCCUCUCAGCAGAUUUUCUGCAGGUCAAAGGUCAUGGCACUGAUCUCUUUGGAGGAUCUCGAUGGAUUGGAUGACGAGCAGCUGGACGAUGACAUCACAGACAACCCCGAGCCAAUGGAUGAAGAUGAGUCGGAGCGCCUGAUGAGUCACUGGCAGGCUGUCGCCAGCACACACCAGGUGUCAGUUCCUCAAGAAAUGAGAGGACCCAUACAGGAAAUGACACGCAACAGCCAGCAGAGGGAGCCCCUCCCCUUCACACCCAUCUCAAGCCACGAGAAGAUGGGGGAGGUGCAGUACGAGGAGCGGCUGUACCCGGCGGGUCACUGGGCGUCCGUGACACGAGGAGACGACCUGUACGAGCAGAGCAUCUCCAUGGCCUUCAUGAAGCUGAUGCGCUUCAUCUGCAAGGAGAAUUCUGCAGGUAGAUACCUGGGGAUGACCGUACCCAUCAUCAGUUACAUCCGUAUGGCGAAGGACGGCAAGACAUUUGAGAAGGAUGUGGAGACGGCGUUUUUCCUUCCCGCCGCGCUCCAGCACAGCCCGCCGCAAUCCUGCGACCCUGACAUCAGCAUUGUCUACAGACAGCCAAUCAGAGUGGUCACCAGGCCGUUCUUCGGGACGACCACGGAGGAGACAGUAGGCCGCCAGAUCCUGCUGCUGUGGGAGAUUCUCGGCGCCACUGAUGAGCUGCACAGCGAUCGGUACGCCGUGGCCGUGUACGAGAACCCGGGUGUGCCGCGACGCCGGAACGAGCUCUGGUUCAUCAGGCGUGAUCUUUAGGCUCCUCCCAUCAUGCUCUAUUUCAGCACGUCCACUCACAGCUUCCUGUCAAACUGACAUCAGAGCAGUCAUCUGUUAUGAGGACACUAAGCCCCACCCUUUCUAUUAGCUCACACUUCACAGGUCUGUUCUGAUUGGCUGGAGCAAGGUGAUGAUGCCAUAAGGGCUGAUUGUGAUUGGUUUGUUGGUUUACUUAGAUCGUGUAACAUUUAUUUACAGACAAAAAGGAGGCUCUGCCCGCAUCUUUUCAGUAAUGCAAUCAUCAUCGGUGAUGUAAUCGUGACCGCUGCCAUGGCGUCCAUUCGCAUCGCUUUGAAUUUCUGCAAAACAGGAAGUGACAUGGUGUCGGUACCAGCACUUCCAGUUUAGUCUGAUUGUAGCAACCAAUCAACUGAAAAAGCCAUCUGAAAAGGAACCCCUCCCCCCGGUGCUGUCUAAAGACUGAGGUAUUGAUCACAUGAUCAGCGGCAGCCUGAAACCUUAACACAUGUGGUCGAGUGCGGCGAGCCCGAAGGUCUCAUACAUGUCAUCGCCAGAGGGGGGAGGGGUCACGGGUCAGUAUGUUUUUUAUGCGCUGACAUCACCAGUGCGUUCAGAUGAUUCCUCUAAAUCAUUCAAGCACAUCACACGUCACACGACUCCUUCAGACAUCCUGCCGUCUCGCAUGUGGUUCCUCGCAGGACUGUGAUGUCACUGUGAUGUCAAAGGUUUUGAAUGUUGUGUAGAUUUUGUGUGUUGUUGUUUUUCCUGCUUUGUGUAAAAAUCUUGAAAUAAAAUGUUUGAUUUCAAAAACGUUUGACUUGUUCUCUGACUCGGCAGCUCUGAUUGGUUCUCGCUGGCACCUCUGUGGAAGCCACUGCUUCUUACGCUUCGAUGGUUUCAGUUUCCCAUUGGCCUGCAGGUGGCGCUGUGUGGGUCCAACAGCGACGCUCACUUUGAUACUGAAAAAUGCUUCGAACGAUGGCAACGCCGAGUGAAACGCUUUCCUGUGUUUGUUCUUUUGGAUAAACUUUAUUUCCACCAGCUUCUUUUACAUAGUUUCUUUUUCUAGUUUCAAUCCUGUGUCACUUUUAGUGUGUGGGAGGGGCUGAGAGGCGGAGUCUUGCUGCUGGCUUUGCCGAUGUUUGGAGUCCAGGCGGAGCUCCUGAGCAGCAGAUUAGAUUUGUUUGGUCGUCUCUGUUGUCACUCGAUAAGAAGUUGACAGAAGUCACGCACUGCGAUUUUCAAUGACAUCAGUUUUUGAGGUCGUUUUUGAACGCACGCGACCCGUUCCUGUAAGUCUGCAGGUGCUCAUACCUUUACUUUCACUGAGAAAUUGGGGACUUAUGAGGGGUCAGAGAACAACUGUGUGGAAAGUCGUUCCCAGAGUAUGCAAGGCCACUUGAGUUUUGAGAAGGCAGUGAACUUCCCAGAUGCUGCAACCCACCAUGUGAAUAUGGGAAGGAGUCACAGGCUGCAUGGACGGAUAUGUAUUCCCAUAAAACGUGCCUCCACCCAAGAUGCUGAGGAAUGACAACCACUGGUUUUCCAUUAAUGUCCAAGGUGUGUGCACUCCCCAGUUACAGUUUCCAAUAUUGUUGCAUUUUGGCAAGGUGCCACUAAAGAUCAUUGGGUUUGACUGACCUCAUCACUGCGCGCUCAGAGGAGAUCACGAUGGAUUGUUGCUUGGUGACAGUGCGUCACCCACCUGAGCAAAGGUGCGCACCAGGGCUCUAGUGGAGUGUGUUUGAUGGAGUCGUUUCCAGUCCCUAAGAAUACGCUUUGAUUCACGCCAAAAAGAUGCUGCAUCAUCACAUUACCACCGCCGUUCUUCAUGACUCCCUGAAAGAACACGCAUGCCCACACCCUCCAACACUGCACCUUCAGUUCCAACCAACCACAGACAAGGACCUGCUUACAGAGAUGUAAGCCGCCGAAACGCCACGUUCUGCUUUAAUACACAUUUUCACACAUCAUGGUCAAAUGACUGCAUUCUGUAUUUGUGUCCACUAUAUGAAAGAGUCACAUGACAGGAUGUAACACUUUUUAAUUCAUUGCAGAAAUAUUGAAAUAAAAGGUGGAAGUGAGUGAGUCGGUGUCAGCAGCAUAGAUUUACAUCACUGUGAACUCUUUAACCAGCUGCCGUUUAUGCGACGAUCACACGCGUGUGAACGUGAAGAACAGAUUUUCUGCUUGUAUCAUAAUUUCACACAGAUGACACAGACGCAGGGAUUGCUGACAGCAGCACACUUAUAUUCGCAUUAAGUUGUUUAAUGAUGCGAUUUAGCAGUUUCACAAACAUCGUGGAACUCAUAAACAGCGUUAGCUUUUUGCUAAUGUUUGCGAUGUUUGUAGCUGUGACAUCGUCGCCUUUGUUCAUGAGCUCGAGAAGCUGCAGCCGCCUGUCCGGCGCUCGAAGCUGCUCCUGUGCAGGCAGAUCCUACCUGUGCUGUGUGUCUGUGUGAAACAGAGUGAAAUUGAUCUAAACGUGAACCCUUGAUGUCUGCAGUCUAAGAUGGAGGUCAAAUGACCGCCGCCCCCCGCCCCCUCUGAGGCAGGCAAGGGUCAGAGGUCAGCAGAAGAAAUGUGACGGAGACCUGAGCCCGGGACACUCAGAGGAAAUGUCAGUGUCCAUUUAAAACGCUGCCUCCACCUUUUUCACCGUUAGCAACGCGAGUCUUUAAAUUUUCAUCAGUGCCCCGCCCGCCCGAGCGGCGUGAUCAAUUAUUCAGGCAGCGCUGAGGUCGACACUCUCACAGAGGAGACGCUGCAGAAAACUCCCUUAAACUCAAACCGGCUCCAUCUUUACCUUCACCAUCACAGCUCACCUCCGGGAUCAAAUGACCCACUGUGACCUCACUUCCUGAAACGCUUCAGCUUGCUCCUCGUCCUCGUCUUCAUCCUGUGCCUAAAGCGUGUUCAGCCUCCACCUGCUCCUGUUCAAGCAGGUGAUGGAGGUGUGUGUGGGGGGGGGUGUCACAUGAUUCCUUCAGUCGCUGAGCUGCACUUACGAGGUUUCAUCAGCAGCUGCGGAGGCUGCUGAUUGGUCGGCUGAUGCUGAGUCAGCUGCUCCUCAUCCUCACCGCAGCGCUGCUCAGAGAUUUGGGAUUACAGACCUGCACUUUUAUUACAUGUGGUUGAAUUCCUGAUGUCACUCCUUGUAAAUAAAGUCUGGUCGGCCUCACCCCAGAUUCCACGUUUCGGCUCUAACCCGUGGCGGGUUUAGAGCCGUGUUUUUAUUGGCUGCUGCUUGUCGGAGUGCCUGACGCUCGCUGCGUGGAGGCGUUGCCGAGCGCCUCGGGUAGACAAACAUGAAGCGACAGCUGCGGAGGAAGAUCUACCUGAAGGUCACCUCAGACAGUUCGUGUGUCAUCAGAGCUCAUCUUCAUCAUCCUGUCGAAGAGUUCAGACACUCGACGUGUUUUCAUCCCCUGGCGUCCAGAGUCUAUGCCUCGCUCUGAUUGGUCAGCUGUUUAUAAGUCAAAGAUUAAAACAAAGGUCAUUUUUCAGUUCUAGGAUCGUCAGCGUGACGCUACGCUUGCCAUCUCUUUGCCGCGGACAACCUAAACCAGCAAAGUGCAGGUUUAGUUACCCACGAUGCAUCAGGAAAAGUGGUCGUCUUUGUCACCCUGAAAAGUGAUGAAACACGCCGGUGACCUCUGGAACAACCUUUAGCUCUCCAAUCAUAGCAGCACCAAAGCGCUGACUGACAGCCUCGUGGUCACAGCGGCGCUGACACCUGAACAUAUGAACCGAAGAACUUCAGAUUUGUGAAACGACCUCUUUCAGCGGGUGAAGACGUUAAAAACAGAAACAUGAAGCCAAGCAUCUCAAGGUGAAAGGGUUAAACGCCGCCGCGUUGAAUCUUUCUGCUCCGUGAUUUUCUCUGCGUUUCAUCAGAGUUUCAUCACAUUAAAGGGACACGCACGCAGGCCCACUUCCUGCUGCUCACGCGACUGUGGCCUCAGCAGCUGAGGACAAGGCCCCGCCCCCUCCUUCCUGACCAGAGGCGUGCAGUCACCCUGCAGUUUAAAGCGGUUUACAUCGUUAUCUGCCUGUAGGGAGUCUGAACUCGGCUCCUUGCUCUAUGUGGAGGUGGUGGGGAGGAGGCAGCAUCAUGGCAGGCAGCGGCACGGGGGUGGAGGUGCCUCAGGUCACCCCGAGGCCCGCCGCUGAGGUUUAAUGAGGCCGACAGCCGAGCACCGGUUUCAGCCGGCCUCAUUAAAGCGGGAGAACAAACCGAUCUUAAUGAGGAGAACAUGAAGGCGCGUGGGUGUUGUCACGGCAACAGGGACAGCUGAGGAUGGAGAUGGAGUCUCGUUACUGAGCUGAGGUCAAAGACGCUGAUGAGCUGUAACUAACAGGCUCCUCAUGGUCACAUGACCAACAAGCAUCACCUGAGGAAGCGUGGGCCGGGCUCCGGUGCCCGCAGGCUGAGCGUGCGUCCCAUCGACCCGCAGCAGCUGAUCUGAGUGAUAUUUGAGCGAUUAGCUCUUUGACACCAAACUGAGCUUCGCUCGUCUUCAUCGAAACGGCGUCAGGAGCGGGGGCGUUCAGAGUAUUCAUCCAUAAAGAAAAUGGCAGCACGUCAGGUUGAGCCUGCGUCUGCAGCGGCGCGGUGUGAGCAGGUGUUCGUUCUGCAGAACAACAAAGUUUUAAAUGAAGAGCAAAGUUUAGAUUAUGGAAACGAACAUGAAUUUACAAAAGUACUCG